Molecule: messenger RNA, 7189 nt
Organism: Pygocentrus nattereri (red-bellied piranha)
Lineage: Eukaryota; Metazoa; Chordata; Actinopteri; Characiformes; Serrasalmidae
Gene: arap3
Product: ArfGAP with RhoGAP domain, ankyrin repeat and PH domain 3
Exons: 34
Coding region: 362-5485 (1707 amino acids)
Biological process (GO): signal transduction; positive regulation of GTPase activity
Molecular function (GO): phosphatidylinositol-3,4,5-trisphosphate binding; protein binding; GTPase activator activity
Source: RefSeq, a predicted model, not a curated record
UUGACCAUCGAUUAAAACUAUGAAGUUGAGGCUGAGUGUAAGACUGUGAUCGUCAGCGAGUGCUGGGACGCAUCGGCAGACUCCUACACGCCCUUCCCUUUAAGAGCUCCGCCAGUUUUCAGGGUUGAGCAGCUCUCCGCUCUGAACUCCUCACUCUCUCACACUCACUCCGUCUCUCUGUCUUAUCACUCACUGCCUCCGCGCUGUUUUCUCGUGAAACGGUAUGCGCUAAACGGAUUUCGGUCUCCUCGCAACAUCAGCACGGAAAAUGUAAAUGGUAUAACGUACAGAAUAAGAUGAGGGACUGGCCUCCUCUUCCACUCUUGGUCAGUGUUACAGCUGCAGGCUAAUCCCAUAGCCCAUGUACACUAUGGCAACAAUUGAUCCGGGCUCAGAUGCAGAGGACCUGUUGGCUUCCAUUCACCUUGAGCGUUAUCUGGACGACUUCAGACAGGCAGGCUUUCUGCUGGCCCGGGACUUCUGUCAUGUUGACAAUACAGCUCUGAACAGGCUUGGCGUGACCGCCACCGGCCACAGGAAGCGGAUCCUCAAACUGGUCGAGCACAUUCAGCUGAUCUGCCAACAUCAAAGGAAGGACUCCCUGUUGGACCGCUGUAACUCAGAGUCAGCCAUUCAUGAGGUGAUGCCUGAUGAGCUAGCGCCUCUUUCUCCUCAAGGCAAUGUAGACACAACCUUUGAUGUUAUGCGAAACAGCUCAACACCGAAUCUGUCUGCCCUUGUGAAACGUUCACAUUCAGAGCGUAGCUCUGCCAUUGUGAAGCCUGUACCUAAACCUAGAACUGUAUUCAACAAACAAAGGGUGCAGCAGCCUUCUCCACCCACACGACAGGCAGCACAGAUCUGCCGAAGCUCCUCUCAGGAUUCUCAGAGUUCUGUAAUACUGGAGGUUUCUCCUGCUGAGGAACCCAGCCCUGGAUCUGUAGGCCCAAGACGGAACUUGUGUGGAGACAAUUUGACUAGCAGUAUUUCAGCCCCAGAGACUAGUGGACCAUUACCUCCAGUACCCCCAAGGUUCAACCGAGGGGUUCCCCCUUCUAACUUUAGAAGGAUGUCUGACCAGGAUCAGCUACGCACCCCUCCCCUGUCCUCCUCACCUGAUUCCCCUUCUAAUUAUCAGUGUUCUCCUUUCACCAGUACACCUGGAUCUCCUUCUAGCCCUCCAUGCUCAGGCCUGGAAAUGAUAUCCAAUGAAAUCUACUGUGGCACUUCACCUAGCACUCCACCCACUCUUUGGAGCCGCUCUGUACCCAUUCCUCCUCCGAGGCAAGAGCUCAACACAUCUACUGAAAGCAAUAGCACUUUAAACCACAUCUCAACAGAACCACCUAAACGGACAUUUGUGUCUGCAGACGAGCAAGAUGAGCUUAUCAGUCCAUACUGUGAAACUGUUUUCCAAAGCAAGCGACAAUAUCAACAUCCUGAGGUCGAAAGGUCCAAGGGUGGAGAAAAGGUUGGAACCAAAGAGUAUAAGCCAGAGGAGGAUCAUGGGUCCAGUCUCAAGCAUCAUUCCCACACGUCUUCUGGUGACUCUCCAGGCUACUGCACAGUGGGUGAUCCCUCAUCCGCCUCACGCUCCAUCUCACUGCCUCCCCGCACCCUGUUCUCCAGUGAAUUGGACGAGGAUCAAACCAUCUCCCCUUAUGCCAGCUACACCUCACUGUCUGAGCGGGCUGCGCCCAUCAUCAGUGGCUGGCUGGAUAAGCUCUCCCCUCAAGGGUAUGGCCCAUCAGGCCUACUGCUCUCAUCCUGUCUCUGCAUUUCCUCCCUUCUCAAGGCCUGUCUCUGCCUCCUGUCCGUAAUUUCCUGCCGGAAUUAUGUGUUCCAGAAGCGCUAUAUAAAGUUUGAUGGAAAAAACCUGAUGUACUAUGGCAGUGAAAAGGACAUGUACCCAAAAGGUGUGAUACCUCUGGCUGCUAUACAGAUGGCUCGGGUAGCUAAAGACAACAAAUUUGAAGUUGUAACAAGCCAUCGGACAUUUAUCUUUCGUGCUGACAAUGAAGUACAGAGAAGCAAAUGGUGCAGUGUGCUACAGGAGCGAGUGAAGGAGCAGAUGGUGUUUGGCCGGCCACGCUUUGGUCCAGGCAGCCAUUGCCAGAAGAGCGGCUUCUUAGAGCUCAAAGGGACGAAGUCAAAGAUCUACACUGCCAUUAUAACAGAGCAGAUUUGGCUGUACAAGAGUGAGCAGUGCUUUAAAACUGGAAUUGGAAUCAGUGUAAUUGAGGCCAGAGGUGCGACAAUCCGAGAUGGCAAGGGCAAAAGCUUUGACCUCAUAACCCCUUACAAGACAUUCAGCUUCACGGCUGAGUCAGAGCGCGAGAAGCGUGAGUGGAUGGAGGCUUUGCAGGAGUCCAUUGCAGAGACGCUCUCUGAUUACGAAGUGGCUGAGAAGAUCUGGUCCAACCGCUCCAACAAGGUCUGUGCUGACUGCAAAGCCAUCAAUCCCGAUUGGGCCUCCAUCAAUCUCUGCGUGGUCAUCUGCAAGAAUUGUGCAGGCCAGCACAGAAGCUUGGGCACAAUGGUGUCCAAAGUGCAGAGUCUGAAACUGGACACCAGCGUUUGGAGCAACGAGAUUGUUCAGCUUUUCAUAAUGCUGGGUAAUGAUAGAUCCAAUGAGUUCUGGGCUGCUAGGCUGCCAGCAACUGAGGAACUGGACUGUGAUGCUUCCCCAGAACAACGAAGAGAGUUUAUCAGCCAGAAGUACAGAGAAGGACGCUACCGCUACCCUCACCCCAGCUUCAGCACACAAGAAGAGUUACUUAAGGCACUGUGCACGGCAGUGACUGAACAGAACCUCCUCAAGACAGUCACGCAGAUUUUCGCUGAGGCGGAAGCAGCUCGUCUCUCCGACUCUAAUGGCCAUGAAAAGCACCUGUCCAUGCAUUACUCCUACAUGCAGGCUUCAGAUUCCAGCGUGUAUGAUGAGAUCAUGCAGCCGGUUCUGUAUUCAGGCUACCUCUACAAGUCAGGAUCCCUUAACAAAGGCACUUUAUCCCGGCGAACCAGAGAAGAUUUUCAAAAGUACUGGUGCUCUGUGGAGAAGUCCCUUUUGUUUUAUGAGUCUGAUAGGUGCCAUGAACCCAACAUGAAGAUUGAUGUCAAAGACAUCAUCUGUUUAGGAGUUAACAGGCCAGACUCAUGCAACAAUAACAAUGGCUUUAUUGACAGGUUUCGAUACACUUUUGAACUCUACCUAACAAAUGAAAAGCUUAUUCAGUUUGGCCUAGAGACUCCAGAUGCACUGCAAAGUUGGGCAAAAGCUAUUGGAAAGGCCACAACUCCUCUGAGCUGCCACUGCUUACUGGCGCGAGAGUUUGAGCGGGUGGGCAUGCUGCGCUAUAAGGCCAUGCUGGACCCACAGCAGUGGAAAGAAGGCUUCUUUGUCCUUCAGAAGUCCAACCUCUUCAUCUGCCCCGGAAACGAUGGGGCCGCUGAGGACAUCAUCAAUCUGAAACGCCUGCAGGAGCUGAGUAUAGCAUCUGAGACAGAAAACCAUGAAAAGAGGGACAUUUUGGUUCUAGUUGAGAAAGGAAGGACUCUGCACCUGCAGGGCAUGGGGCGGAUGGAUUUCUCUCUUUGGUACACAGACAUCCAGAAAGCAGCAGGAGGGAUGGCCAACACACUGAAGGAUCAGCAGCUCAGUAGGAAUGACAUCCCCAUCAUCGUGGACAGCUGCAUCGCCUUCAUCACCCAGUAUGGCCUGGGCCAUGAGGGGAUCUACAGAAAAAAUGGUGCGAAGACCAGAAUCAAGCUUUUGAUGGAUGAGUUCAGGAAGGAUGCCCGCAAUGUGAAACUACGUAUCGGGGACAACUUCAUCGAGGAUGUGACGGAUGUACUGAAGAGAUUCUUUCGUGAGCUAGAUGACCCCAUAUUCAUGGCUGACCUGCACCCCUACUGGAAAGAGGCUGCCAAGACAUCUAAUAAGACCCAGAGGUUGGAUAGAUAUAAGGAACUCAUCCGUGGUUUGCCACGGGUCAACCGGACCACUUUAGCAGCUCUCAUUAGUCACCUGUACAGGGUACAGAAGUGUGCUGACCUUAACCAGAUGUGCACUAAGAACCUGUCCCUGCUGUUUGCCCCCAGCCUCUUUCAGACAGAUGGGAAAGGGGAGCAUGAAGUGAAAAUUGUAGAGGAUCUUAUUGACAACUACCUCUAUGUGUUUGAUAUUGAUGAGGAGCACCAAACCCAGAUCGAACUGGAGAUAAGUCUCAUUACGACCUGGAAAGACACACAGCUCUCACAGGCAGGAGAUCUGAUUAUUGAGGUGUAUUUGGAGGAAAAAACACCAGACUGCUGCAUCACUCUGAAGGUCUCUCCCACUAUGUGCGCUGAGGAGCUGACUAACCAGGUGCUGUACCUGAGGAACGUUCCUGCUGGCGAGAAUGUGUGGAUGACCUUUGAAGUCAUUGAGGAUGGAGAACUUGAGCGGCCUCUUCACCCAAAAGAGAAGGUUCUGGAGCAAGCCCUACAGUGGUGUAAGAUGGCAGAUCCCAGUUCAGCGCACCUGUUGGUAAAGAAGGUUCCCAGAGGAGAGGCAAUAGACAUCUUUACAGCCUACAAGAGUGAGAUUGUGAAGUUUGGAGUUUUGAAGUGCCGAGAGGAGCCGCCCAAACUCCUGCAAGGGACCAAAUUCCAGGAGCGUGCCUUCCAAAUCCGAGACCACAAAUUGCACUUAAUGAAAGACAAGAAAAGCAACAAACCAGAAAAAGAGUGGUUACUGAAAACCAUGAAGAUUUACAUCGGUAUAAGAAAGAAGUUAAAAGCACCCACAAAAUGGGGUUUCACUGUGAUGAUAGACAAACAUCAGAUGUACCUCAGUUGCUCCAGUGAAACAGAGCUUUGGGAUUGGAUGACCAGUCUACUAAAAGCGCAGAACGAUGACUUGCGGCCGCCUGUGUUGAGACGCCACUCCUCCUCAGAUAUCUCCAAGCAGAAGUUUGGCACCAUGCCCCUGGUGCCCAUUAGAGGAGAGGAAAGCAACACCAACUCCACUAUGCUCUCUGCUAACAAGACUCUGCGGAAGCUUCAUGACAGGAGGACACUUUCAAUGUACUUUCCCAUGAAGGUGCAGCAGGACUCAGUAGAGGAGCGUGAUGAAAGCCCUGAGCCACUGUACGAGGAGGUGGGCGAUUUCAGCCUGCAGGUGCUGAAGUCUCUGGAGACAAGUUUCCGGACCAGCGCCCACGCUGAAACCCUGGAAGUUCCGUCCCGGCCCAUCAGCCUUGGCCAGAGAAAGACUGGCUCACUGGACCGCAUGAUCGGUCCAAAUCCUGUGCGUUGUCUUGGGGGAGAGGGUCUGCUGACCCCUGGGGGCUCUCUGGACACUCUAGUGCAAGAGGCGUCUCCCACAAGGCACAGCCAGGGCAGAUUGCACAGCCCCUCUCAAGAGCUGCUUCUUCAGGAACUCUCUACAGUUUUAAAAAAGCCACCGGCUGAGGAACACCAUAGUACUGAGAGCCUGAACUGAAUUCACCAAAACAUCUUGAGUCAGACUGCAUUGUUGUAUCCAUUCAACUGAAUGUACAGUCAAACUCCAGAGCAGUUUUUUCUGCUAGUGAGUUGAGCACAACUGUUAAACGGUUAUAUAAUGAAGUGACUGAAAUGUGCCAGUAUUAUAAACUUCAGAAAACGUACGUAAAAGAAACCUGUAAACUUGUACCAAAGCACUAACAAUAUUAGUAUAUAUGGUAAGUCUGGGUUAUAUAACUGAAAUAUACUACUGCACUGUAUAUAUUUUGCUCUUGCUAACAAAACCUGACUAACUAUUUAGAGUUGUAAGUGUUUACCAGAGGGAUCAAUUUUACAAGAUCUUUUUGGACCAAACUGAAAAUAGUUGUCAUCUCCCUUAUGUUAGUUGAAGGGGAAUUCUUCUAGUUUUUCACAGUUUCUGCAUAUUUCAAUCUUUGGGAUGCAAAGAAAGUCAUUCAGAGUGGGUUGAUGUGAAAUGGUGCAUCAUAGAGAAGCUUUUUUUGUUUUGGAUUUCUUUACAGUGGUGAUAGUUACUAGAUGUUGUGAUGUCUGCAACACAAAUAUAGCCAUUUUAUUAACAGGCAUAUGGGACCAGUGAACCUACAUGUGUCUUCUGAGUUUUUAUACACAAUGUUGGUAAUGGUAAGAGUGAUAAAUGUGAAAAAUAUGAUUUCUUUUGGGACUAGGGACAUUUUGACAUAAAACACCCUUUAUGUACUUUAAUGGAUCUUAAAAGUAAAUUUAAAAAGCAUAUAUUUUAGGCCAAAAUCUCAAAACUGUCAUAAAAUAAUGUUUCAGGCAUCAGGCAGUGUAUUUGUACUCAUUUUAUUUAAUAGUCUUUUAUGAGCUUUUAGUGGCAUUAAAUACUGCAACAUCUGGUUUCUGUCACCACCAUAGAACAAUUCUGUCUUGGUAAGUUUCUCUAGAAUGGCGUGUUUCACAUCAAGUCCAACAGGCAUGACAACAAAAAAAGUUGGCAAAAGCUGACUUGAUAUUGUUGUAGCAAAUUUAAAAAUAUAUAUAAAAUUCUUUACUAGGCAAAUGUAUUAAUUUUGGGAUUUUCACCUAUUUGCAUGUACAAUUUGUUGUAUUUAUUAAUUUAUUUUAUAUAUUUGCCAGCUUUCCUCAGCAUUCAGACACACUGUGAAGGAGUUGAAGUGGACGAUAUGCGAGCAGCAUGGAAUUUUUUCCAGUUUGACUGAACAGUAGAGGGCGCUGUAGAUCCAGCACAUAAUGGCUUGACAAUCUUGAAACCGCACUGUUGUAUUCCACUUAACCCUUUUCUACAGACAUUUACUUUGUACAGUUUGCCAUUGCUUAUUAGAUAUCUGUAUGCUCCUAUGUAAUAUAUAAUAGUUAAGCCUUUUGUCAAUGCAGCAUUCUUGUCUGAUUUUUUAAAAUAUUUUAAGUCAUUGUAAGUGCUACCCAUUGUUGGUCAUCAUCCUCAAGUGCAAAUUUUUUUGUUUCACUGUUUCAUUCACUUUUUACUCUGUGGUAUAUGCAUGCAGGUUAGGUAGUAUUGUGAUUACUGUUGUAUAUGGCAGCAUUCAUUCAGUGUUUUAAAGCUUGUGGUAGGAUUAAAUGCCAUUGUACACUGUAAAGAUUGAAUAUCCUAUAGCACUAAUUGCAAAAUGUUUUGGGUUUGCCAAAAGUGUUUCUGAAACUGGAAGAAUAUAUUGAAAUAUAUGACUACUUUUGAAAA